Molecule: messenger RNA, 924 nt
Organism: Nannospalax galili (Upper Galilee mountains blind mole rat)
Lineage: Eukaryota; Metazoa; Chordata; Mammalia; Rodentia; Spalacidae
Product: olfactory receptor 5AC1-like
Exons: 1
Coding region: 4-924 (306 amino acids)
Biological process (GO): G protein-coupled receptor signaling pathway; sensory perception of smell
Cellular component (GO): membrane
Molecular function (GO): G protein-coupled receptor activity; odorant binding; olfactory receptor activity
Source: RefSeq, a predicted model, not a curated record
GUGAUGGAGGAAAACAAAACCCAGGUGACUGAAUUCAUUUUCAAAGGAAUAACAGAUCGUCCAGAGCUUCAAGUGCCCCUGUUCCUGGUGUUCUUGUUGAUUUAUGUCACUACCAUAGUGGGCAACCUUGGGUUAAUCUUUCUCAUCUGGAAGGACCCCAACCUUCACACCCCCAUGUACCUGUUCCUUGGAAAUUUAGCUUUGGCAGAUGCCUGUACUUCAUCCUCAGUGACUCCAAAGAUGCUCAUGAAAUUUUUAAAUAAGAAUGAUAUGAUAUCCAUGGGUGAGUGUUUUGCCCAAUUUUACUUUUUUUGUUACAGUGCAACCACAGGAAUUUUCCUACUGGUAGCAAUGGCCUAUGACCGCUAUGUGGCCAUAUGCAACCCUUUGCUCUACCUAGUGGUGAUGUCCAAGAAACUCUGUAGUUUAUUAAUCAGUAUAUCAUACAUAAUUGGAUUUCUAAACCCCAUAGUUCAUGUAGGAUUAUUAUUUAGGUUAACUUUCUGUAAGUCCAACAUCAUAGAUCAUUUUUACUGUGAAAUUAUGCCACUCUAUACAAUUUCUUGUACUGAUCCAUCUCUUAAUGCAUUAGUGGCUUUCAUCUUUGCUUCUUCUAUACAGAUUAGUACUUCUGUUACUAUUGUGGUCUCUUAUGGCCGUGUCUUAUUUGCUGUUCUGAAAAUGAAGUCUGAGAAGGGCAGAAGGAAAGCCUUCUUCACCUGCAGUGCCCAUCUGCUCUCUGUCUCCUUGUUCUAUGGCACUCUGCUUUUCAUGUACGUGAGCCCUGGUUCUAGAUCAGGUAAACAUCAAGAUAAAAUGUACUCACUCUUCUACACUAUUGUAAUUCCUCUGCUAAAUCCCUUUAUCUAUAGUUUAAGAAACAAGGAAGUCUUAGGUGCUCUGAGAAAACUCAUGAAAACAUAA